AUGGCUCUCCAACUAAGGAAUUUAAUCCUCAAAAAGGCCUCAGGCAAGGAGAUCCUCUAUCCCCUUUCCUUUAAGGCCUUUGAUUCUGUCAACUGGGAUUUUCUCCUCUCAAUGUUAUCAAACUUUGGGUUCGGUCCCAAAUGGAAUUCAUGGAUCAAGGAAUGCAUUUCUACUUCUAGAAUUUCAAUCCUCGUAAAUGGCUCUCCAACUAAGGAAUUUAAUCCUCAAAAAGGUCUCAGGCAAGGAGAUCCUCUAUCCCCUUUCCUUUUUAAUUUGGUUGUUGAAGCUCUUAACAUUCUCCUACUCCGAGCUCGGGAGUUGAAUUUGCUCAAAGGGGUCACCAUUGGAAAUAAUCAAGUUCAGUUGUCUCAUCUCCAAUUCGCAGAUGAUUCUCUUCUGUUCUGUGAAGCGGAGUUCUCGGAAGUCCUCACUUUGAAAAGGAUACUCAGGUGCUUUGAAGUAGUGUCAGGUCUCAAAAUCAACUAUCAUAAGAGUGUGAUUUGCGGGGUCGGUAUCCCUGGCAAUACUCUAGAGGAGUUUGCACAUUUGUUGAAUUGCAAGACCCAUAGCUUACCACUCAAGUAUCUUGGAUUGCCGCUGGGAGCUAAUCCCAAAAGAAAGAGGAUGUGGAAACCAAUUGUAGAUAAAGUCAAAAUGAGGCAUGCUGGGUGGAAAAUGAGGUUUCUCUCCCAUGCUGGGAGGUUGACUCUGGUGAAAGCAGUGCUGUCAAGUUUGCCCGUAUUUUACUUGUCUUUGUUUAAAAUACCUGAAGGCGUAGCUAAGGAGCUAGACAAAAUUCAAGCUUCAUUUCUUUGGGGAGGCCCAGAUCUAAAGAGGAGAAUUCAUCUUGUUAAGUGGUCGGAGGUAACAAAGAACAUAAAGCAAGGAGGAUUGGGCAUCAAACGAAUCAGGGAUGUGAACUAUGAUCAAUGGUGCGGGGUUCAUUGCCUCAAAGAUGCAUUCCCCAGGCUCUUUCAACUGUCCAAUAGUAAGGAAGGACUUCUCAAGGACUUUGUGUCAACCACAUCUUCCAUUUGGGUGUUUAACUUCAGAAGAGCCCUCUUCGAAUGGGAAAAGGAUGAACUUCACAGACUCAUUACCACCUUAGCUACUCCUCCUCCCUUGAAUCUAGGAGUUGAUGACAGAGCUUUGUGGGCAGCACUUCAUCCUAGCAAGUCUUUUGUUUCCACUCUUUAUAAUCAUUCUAAUCUUGCCUUGGGUAACAAUGUUCCUUCUAGUAAUUUGAUUUGGCUCAACUAUCUACCACCUAAAAUACAAUUUUUCGGUUGGCUCGCUUGGAAACACAAGGUUAAAACUUCUGUCUUCUUGCAACGGAUUGACGUAUUGGAUAGAUCGGCUGCCACCUCAUGCCUCUUUUGUAACUCGCAACAGGAAACUGUCCAGCAUGUUCUGAUUCACUGCCCUUUGGUGUGGAAAGUUUGGACUGGGUUAUUUCAAUGGUGGGGUAUUCUCUGGGUGGUUCCUGCCUCUGUUGAAGAUCUACUGCAGUGGUGGGCAGGGUUCAUCUGCAAGAAAAAGGAGAGGAGAAUCUGGCGUGCCAUUCCUUUGGUCACCCUCUGGUCCAUUUGGAAGAUCAGAAACGAGUGCCUCUUUCAAGCCUCCCAUCUUAACACCCAGCUGCUGCAGGAACUCAUCAUCUUCAGGCUAGCGAUUUGGUUAAAGUCCUCCUCCAACCAAUUUCCAUUCUCCAUCAAUGAUUUCCAAUUCAAUGUUUCAGGAGUCAGGCACUGCAUUCGCACUUGA
Camellia sinensis is the source of this 1764-nucleotide messenger RNA. The record is from RefSeq and is a predicted model, not a curated record. NCBI's taxonomy places the organism in Eukaryota, Viridiplantae, Streptophyta, Magnoliopsida, Ericales, Theaceae.